This is a messenger RNA of Condylostylus longicornis, 1512 nucleotides long. It is a transcript of the gene phtm, whose product is annotated as cytochrome P450 306a1. The record is from RefSeq and is a predicted model, not a curated record. Lineage: Eukaryota; Metazoa; Arthropoda; Insecta; Diptera; Dolichopodidae. Gene Ontology annotation, molecular function: oxidoreductase activity, acting on paired donors, with incorporation or reduction of molecular oxygen, reduced flavin or flavoprotein as one donor, and incorporation of one atom of oxygen; iron ion binding; heme binding. Gene Ontology annotation, biological process: xenobiotic metabolic process. The annotation marks the transcript as partial. Gene Ontology annotation, cellular component: cytoplasm; intracellular membrane-bounded organelle. The transcript is spliced from 8 exons.
UUCUGUAAAGUUUCUCAAUAUAAAAAUCUUCCAGGACCAAUUUUUAGUUUACCAAUUAUUGGUUAUUUACCAUUUCUUGAUCCGAAAGUACCAUAUAAAACAUUAACAAAUUUAUCAAAACGUUAUGGACCAAUUUAUGAAAUAAAACUUGGAUCAAUUAAUACAAUCGUCUUAUCUGAUGCCAAUUUAAUUCGUGAUAUAUUAAAAAGAGAAGAAUUUACAGCUCGAGCACCGUUAGCUUUAACUCAUGGUAUAAUGGGAGGCUAUGGUUUAAUUUGUGCUGAGGGAUUACUUUGGAAGGAUCAAAGAAAAUUAUCAAUUGAAUGGCUUAAACAUUUAGGAAUGAUUAAAUUUGGAUCAAAUAGAAAUUUUUUAAUAAAACGCAUUGAAAAUGGAGUUACCGAAUUUAUUCAGACUUUAAGAAAUGAUUCCUUUAAAAAUCUUGAAAUCAAUCCAAUGGAUUCACUUCAUCACACUGUGGGAAAUAUUCUUAAUGAUUUAGUUUUCGGUAGAAUAUAUUCAAAAGAUGAUUCGACCUGGAAAUAUUUACAAUAUUUGCAGGAAGAAGGCGUUAAGUAUAUUGGAGUGUCCGGUGUUGUAAAUUUCUUACCCAUAUUAAGAUUUCUUCCAGGAAACCAAAAGAUUAUAAAAUUCCUUUUAGAUGGUAAAAGGAAAACUCAUCUCAUAUAUGAUGAGAUCAUUGAAAAUCGUUUGAAAAAAUUUCAAAAUUUUGAUGAACAACAGCAACAACAACAAUUUCAAUACCAACAAACUAACAAUCAAACAAACGAAAUGAAUGACAACAUUGAAGAUUUAAAUAAUUUAUGUAUUUUAGAUUUAUUUCUUAAAGAGAAACAUAAAAGAGAAUUAAAUAAUGAUGAAAGAACAAAAUUUUGUUCAUCAGAACAAUUAAGACAUUUAUUAGCUGAUUUAUUUGGCGCUGGUGUUGAUACAACUUUAACAACAUUACGAUGGUUUCUAUUAUAUAUGGCAAAAUAUCAAAAUUACCAGACAAUUCUAAGAUCAAAACUGAUGUAUUUAGAUAAAUGUGAUUGCCUUGACAUUCAAAAAUUAGAAAAUAUACCAUUUUUGAGAGCAUGUAUAUCGGAAACACAACGUAUUCGAUCAGUUGUACCACUUGGUAUACCACAUGGAACUAUUAGAGAUACUAUUAUACAAGGUAAUCUUAAAAUAAAACAAAAUUCAAUGAUAAUUCCAUUGCAAUGGGCUGUCCAUAUGAAUGAAAAAAUUUGGAAUGAUCCAGAAACAUUUAAUCCAUAUAGAUUUAUUAAUGAAGAAGGUCAUUAUAUUAGUUCGCAAAAUUUUAUUCCAUUUCAAACAGGUAAACGAAUGUGUUUGGGAGAUGAACUGGCUCGUAUGAUCUUGCUUUUAUAUGCUGGAAGUAUAUUAAGAAAUUUUAAUUUAAGUUUGCCACCAUUUGAAAACAUUAAUUUCGAAGGUGAAUGUGGAAUCACCUUAACCCCACCAAAUCAUACAUUUAUUUUUCGCGAA